AUGAAAAGACUGGCUCAGAAUGUCUUGGAUACCGAUGCAUCGCUGUCGAGAGCUGAGGAUACUUUCUUUAUCUAUCCAUUUGACAAGUAUAGCAUAAGACAUUUUGGUAGAACGUUACUGAAGAGUUUUACCAAGUCUUUAGCUGCACGAGUUGAUGAAGUUCAUAUUUUCCAUUUUGACACUGCUCCUGAAGUUUUCCUGUCAGGAUUUGAUGAUACAACUAAGCGGAAACUUCACAGCCAUGAUGGUUGGUCAGACUCUCUGAUGUGGACGAGAAAUACUAAACCUUCCAAUGCGAAUGGUAAACUCUACUUCACAGAAUCGCUUGACCUUGUCACUCAAAUAAGUAAUGCCAAGCAGGAGAAUAGCGUAAAGAUAGCCGUUAUUAUAGACUCGUUAACGCCAGUUCUUAUUCAUAAAUAUCUGAGUUUUGUCUCAAAAGCUUUACAUCACUUGUGCAAUGAUACUGGAGAUUUUACGGUCACGCAGUUAGUUUGUCUAUUACACAAUGAUGUACACGAAGAACACACAGUAGACAUGAUCAGACACUCGGCAACGAGUUGUUUGACUUUAUCACCAAACGCAUCUAUUGCGUCACUGUAUGACGAACCGUACGGAAUGUGUAACUUGGUGCAUAAAAAGCUGAGCGGCAAGGUGAUUACAAAGUAUGAAGGCUACAGCGUGGUUGAUGAUCUACGGUUCAUCUCCUUUGAUUUAUCUAAAUUACCAACCACAGCGAUGGAAGAAAGUCCAACUGAAACAAUAAAUCCCACAGAAAAUUUGACUUUCAAUCUCAACCUGUCGGCAAAGGAAAGACAGGCUAAAAACAACAUAGUGUUGCCAUAUACUAUUCAGGAUGCACAGAAAGCUUCUCAUUUAAGAGGUGGUGCUGGUCAGAUAUUCUACCAACCAGACGAGGCAGAUGACUACGACGAUGAGGAUCCGGACGAUGACCUAGAUAUCUAGUGGCGAAACAAACCUUUUUUUUUACUUUGUAUAAUUUAUAUUGCUGUUGAUGUAUAUGUUUGUCUCUUUGUGUUGUAGGCAUGUGUCUAUGCUUUUCAUUAUGAGUAUGGUUUUCAGGUACCCAGAAUGCAUAGCAGGUUCAAGCAGUGUUGACUUAUAUUACUGUAAAGCGAUUUUUGCUGUUGAGAUUUUUCAAGAUAUCAUUUUUCAAGAGAUAUCAUUUUCCAGGGAUUGCAUUUAGUGUAUUCAGUUCCAAUGAACAUUGAAGAGGAAUCUACAAUUAAUUAUGUUUUCUUCAUCACAAAUUAUCAAAAAAAUUGAUGCAACUGUCUUUGGGAUCUGAGUACAAUUCAGAGAUGAGAAUUUCAAGUGGAUCCGCGGAAUUCCACAGAUUCCUAAGCCAUAGUUUUCUGAAACGUCUAAAUUCAAGGAAUGUUUUUUAGGGAGGGGCAAUAAGUAUCUUGUUUAUUCACUCGAAGUAAACACGUUGUCGGGUCAUUGUAGUCGGCUGCAAGAGGCCUGUAUCAGUGUAUGGUCGAAGCCAAUACACCAACGAAGCCAAUACACCACCAUUUUAUUGUUUCAAUUGUUAGCGUCGCUGGAUCGUUGUUUACAAGUUUCAUGCUGCGAUAAUGGUGAAAUUGGUUACAAAAGACAACGAGUCAGCCGUGCAAGAUAUCGAUAAAGACAUUAGGAACAAAUUUUGUUGGGCAUUGCUUGACAAGGAAGUGACUUUGACCGUGUGAAUUGGGAAGAAAGAUGAAGUGGUAACUGGUUACCCCAGCUACUUUACUUUCAGCUGACAAUUAAAAUCUCAUUCUCAUCCCUGACAAUUGUCAAUGCUACAAAAAUUAUCAUUGACUCUUGAAUUUAAAGCGGUUUACAAUAUUUUAUAAAAAUGCAGUGGUAAGAUCUAUUCUUUUUUGUCAGUGUUUUAGAUUUAAAACAGAAACUUCUUGGUUUAUGUAUACGUUUAUUAUCUCUGAUAGCUCAAUUUUUUCUAGAUUGGCCCAAUUUGGGUAAUCUUUUUUAUUAUGUUGAUAACCAUUACAUUUCCAUGCAUGCCACACCCAAUGAUAAAACUAUGAUAAUAGAUUUCAAUGUGUAAUUAUGCAAAUACAUGUGGUGUCGAUUACAUCGACCUUUGACCUCUGUAUAGGGCAUCAACCCUUUGAACUCAAAUUCAACUCUUGUCACCUUUUGCGCAAUAAAUCGGCAUCUUGUUUUGCUCCAUUUUUUUUU
Saccoglossus kowalevskii is the source of this 2208-nucleotide messenger RNA. Its product is annotated as elongator complex protein 5-like. Lineage: Eukaryota; Metazoa; Hemichordata; Enteropneusta; Harrimaniidae. Gene Ontology annotation, cellular component: nucleus; cytosol; elongator holoenzyme complex. Gene Ontology annotation, biological process: tRNA wobble uridine modification. Gene Ontology annotation, molecular function: tRNA binding. The record is from RefSeq and is a predicted model, not a curated record.